AUGUUUCAGAAAUUCAUUUCGUAACUUGGCACAAUCAAAAAUGCUGAAAUUCCAUUUUAUUUUAGAAAUCAAUUUAAAAUCAAAGAAAAUUUCAUAAAUCCGAACAGCAAGUAUUUCGAUGGUAUUGCUUAAAAAUUGAUUUAAGAGGAAAAAUAAAGUAAAAAGAGAAAAUGGGAUAAGCAAUGUAAAAUGAUGUUCAUUUGGGUCCUAAGCAAGUAUUUUCAAUAGAAAAAUGAAAAAAUCAUCAACCCAAACAAAGAAGAAUGGGUUGAGCUUGCGAGUAUCUUAUAAACUGAUGAAACCAUUCUGAAACAACGAUGGAUCACACUAAUAAACCCUGUUCAAAAGAGUAUUAAUUGGGAUUCUCAAGAAGAUGAAAUCAUCCGCUCCUUAAUGAAUGAAUAAGAUGAGAAACAUAUAUGGACAUUUAUUGCCUUGGAGUUGUACAAUAAAAAUAGUGGUUUAUUUAUACGAACCCCCAAAUAGGUUAGAGAAAGGUGGAUGAAUUAUCUUAACCCAAAAUUGAAUAAAGCCAAUUGGUCAUAAACUGAAGACCUUCAAUUAUUGACUAAUAUUGUGAAAAACGGUAAGAGAUGGUCAUAAUUAUCGGCAGCCUUGACAGGAAGAACUGAAAAUCAAGUGAAGAACAGAUUCAAAAGUUUAAUGCAAAAGAUAUUCAAGGAUGAAGAUGAUGAUGAAUUAGAUGAACUUCAAGCUAUCCAAGAUUAUCUAAAGAAAUUAGGAGUUUCCUCUGAUCAAGUUACAGGAGAUCCUCUCAUUUAAAAAAACCAAUCUUCUUAACAGUUCAAGUGCAAACCAAAAAAACUCCAUAAUCAAUCUAAGCAUCUUAAAAAAAUAAACAAGAAAAAGAAAUUAAGUAAAAAUCAUCUCAAAUCCCUCAAAAAUAUAACAGAAUCAAAUAAAUAAGAAUUUGAUAUUUAAAUUAAUUAAAUCAAUCUAAAAGAAAAUAAUGAAAACAAACUUAAUGUUUAAAAUUCUGGGUUAUCUAAUGAUUUUCAUCAUUCUGAUUAACGAUUAUAACCAUAAUAGCAAAUUUAGAUUCCUGAGAUUAAUAGUAUUUAAACACCAUAUGCUUUAAACAAUCUAUUUUUGCCAAUUUUCCAAUAAUAAUAAUAAUAAUAAUAAUAAUUUGAUCUUUAAUAAUAAAAUUAGAAUUAAUUGUUCUAUCAAAGUUAUAGAAAUUAGAUGGAAGAGUUCCAUCAACUUUAAUAUAAAAUGAUGAUGGAAUAAUAUAUGAAACAAUUUUAAUCUACUUAUAAUACUAAUACGCCAAUCUCUAUGAUAAAUCAAACUCCAAUGACUUAUACACCUACAUAGUAAUUUCAAUUUUAUUAAAAUACAUUUACAUCUCCUUAAUGGAAUUGCAGUUCCAAUUUGGACAACAAUUCCCCUAAGUAACAAAAAUUUUACUGGCAAGCUCAAUAGUAAAAUUAUGAUUAAUUUCAGAAUGAACAAAUAAGACAAAUACAAUUUAAUAAUAAAUUAGAGUUUUUAAAUUCGAAUAACAUUGUAGAUGAUUGGAAAAGAAAAAGAGUUAACUAAAAGCAACAUUCGCAAUUUUAAUUUAUGGAUUCAUUGGAUUAAUGA
Messenger RNA from Paramecium tetraurelia, 1608 nucleotides. RefSeq lists its product as uncharacterized. Lineage: Eukaryota; Ciliophora; Oligohymenophorea; Peniculida; Parameciidae. The transcript is spliced from 6 exons. The record is from RefSeq and is a predicted model, not a curated record.